Messenger RNA from Didymodactylos carnosus, 1902 nucleotides. NCBI's taxonomy places the organism in Eukaryota, Metazoa, Rotifera, Eurotatoria, Philodinida, Philodinidae. The record is from the annotation of a GenBank genome assembly.
CUAUUUUAUCCGCUGAUUCUGAUUCUGUACGUAAAAUCAAUAAAAAAAUUCUCUUAGUUCCGAAGGUUUCUGGGAAACCUUUCUAGAAACCAAAGUAUUUUCUGUUGGUUUUUUCAACAUUUUAUUAAGCUUUAUGGUAUGCUGCAGAUAAAAUAGAGUAUUUUCUGACAUUCUGAAGUAGAUUGGAUCGGAUUUUGACUGAAUUAUCAAUUUUUUAAUUUUUGAUGAAAAUAAUCAAAAAUGGGCUAUUUCACCUAGUAUAGGUUUUCACUCGGUUGUUGCAUUUUGUUCUGAAAACUAACAUUGCCACGAGAAUCAGCAUAGUCGAUAACCUAUAUGUGAAGUAUUUACACGAGUAUAAAACUUAAAAAAGCAUGAGUUAGGAUGGUCCUCGGAGAUCCGCUCCAGUUCAGAAACAGAAAAAGUUGGGAAAGUGGAACCUAUGUGGAUUUGCAGAGGAAGGUCUAGUGGUUCGAACCCAUAACAGAACGGAAAGAAAACUUUUUUUUCUUUCUCUGAUAACCUUGUGUUUUAAAGAUUCAAAUGGUCUAUCACCUGCAGGUGGCGUACCGGACAGGGGUUUUCCUCCUACUUAUGUCAUAAGGUCUUGGCUAUUCAAUAGUGAAAACCGCAGGUCUCUAUCUCAUUUCUGUGAAAAGUUAUUCGAAAAAUAUCCGAGACCAUUGUAUCUUGGAACGCAUGGUAGUUAUCUUCAGAAGAGAGGGUUCACUCUAAUUUUAAAAUGUUUUCCUCUCUUUUUAUGAUGAUGUACUGCUAAGAAGGAGAGCCAGGAUAGUGGCGUGUUCCCUACGUGAAAUAAGUACUUGUUUUCGCAGGCAUUGAGUGUGUGGAUGCCUAACCUGCACGUAGCACACUUGUAUUGUAUGUUUUAUUUUCUUGUGUAGAUUAGAUAUGGAUACAAAAUCUUCACCAGAAUAUGAAACGAAUGUAACUGAUACAGUUCAACCCACUACAAUCUCACCAACUACUCAAGCACUUCAAUAUUUCAACCAAACAAAAUUUGCAACCAAAUUAUUAAACUGCAAAUCUUUUAUGACAGCAGUUAAUAUGAUUGAAGAUAUUCUAGAAAAUGACAAUUUGAUUGUAUAUUUUUCACAUCAUUGUAUACGAGAUUUACGAACAGUAAACAUUUUUGAUAAACAAUAUUCAUUAACACGUGUACAUGACAUUCGAAAGUUUUUCCAUCAUCUUUUACCAAAAUUAACUUUUGAUGUUAAAGAACUAGCUGAUGAAUGGUCCAGUUUCGCUUUUGAUAAAAAAUCAACUGAUCCUUCUAAUGAUACAGUUAACCUAUCGGAUAGUCUCAUUAAUGGAAUAAUGAAGCAUGAAGAUAACGUACAACAUAUCUCUGUUCGAAGAAGAAUUUUAUUUUUAGUAAUUAAACUUUUUCAUGAAAUUGCUCAUGCCGCUAAUUUUGAACACGGAAGAUUAUAUCUACCAACUGAAAACGAUCUUAAUAUAAAGUUUGGAACACCGGCUACUCAUGCUCUUACGGGUGAAAGUGGUAAAGCUGUCGAAAGAUUUCUAUGUGGGUCGGUAAUCGAUGCAAUUUAUCAUUCAGUAACUUAUCUGGACAAAAAAUUACUCAUUAUAGAUACUGUAUAUUUUCUUGAAUUUACACCAUCUCGAGAAAUCACGGAUGAAUCCAUUAACAAAUUAUUUGCAUCUGAUUUGAAAACUAUUACAGACUUAAAACUUGAAGCUGGUGGCGUAGUUAAACGAAACAAAAAACGAAAAUCCACAGUAAAACGAAAUAAGAAAAGAAAAUCGGCAUCAAAAUUUACCGGUGGUUAUGAUAGUGUUACCAGUAGCAGUGCUUAUGAAGAUGAUAGUGAUCGUGUUUCGUUAAAUUCAGAUGAUAGAUACAAUGAAAAAUUUUGA